GUGCGUGCAUGCGGUGCCUGUGUGUGCAGUGAGAUGUAUCGGCUGCUGUAUGCCGCCGAUUUGUGUGCGCGCCGAUUUGUGGGCGAUUUUAAAAUGCGCCAUCGACGCGCCGAGAAUUCGGCGAGACGCGCGGUCGCCGAUGGUCGCCGAAUCUCUCGAUGAGGCCCCCGAGAAAGAUUGAAGAAAUAAUUUUUGCGACGAUCGAUUUAUCAGCAGAGCGAACCGCGGACUGAGAUCUAGGGCAAUGAUUCCAUUCGCGUCUUUGUGUUAAUCGUUUUCGCAAACUUGAAAGAGCAGCCAAGAGCCAAGACAGUAGUCUGUGUUGAUCCCUUUUUUUUAUUGGUUACUCCGUUUCUCAUAUCGUCGUGAUAUUUGGUUCUUUUUGCCAUUGACUUUUUGUCUGUUCACGACACGGCGCCAGGAUUCUCUCUCGACGGCCGCGACUUUUCCUCUCGACAUACACGUUUCUUUUUCGCACGAGGAAAUGGCUUUUCAGCGUUUACUCUUCUCUCACGGUCGCGCGAUAUCGUAUCCUCGACGACCAAGUAGACUGCGAUUCUCGUUAUCCUUCUGGAUCCUCAAUUAUUCCCAGAAUAUCUUUUCUCGUGAGUUACACGAUGUAAGGACGCGAGACGGUGACGUAAAACGCAGGCGUUUCACAUCGUUUUUGACUCCGCUAUCCGCGACGAACACAUCGUCCGUCGGCGUACCGAAUCGGAGAAUAAUUUCGGGCUGCGUGGUGGGAAGAGUUUAGCGGGGGUCCACGGACACCAUCGUGGCCGCCUGGCGUAAGCCGCUCCGAGCUCCGGAGAUGGCAGCAUGGCGCGAGGCACCAUUGCGCGAGGGGUAGAUUGAACCGCUCCGCACCCUGCGAUCAAUAAACUCGCCGAGAGGGAGCAGCCCCGUGACGAGCCGUUCAACUCCGCCACAUUUUGUCUUCCUCCUCCCUUCCAUCUCUUCAUCCCCUCUCGCGGAUCGCUUCUUCCCCGCAACCCCGCAUCCCGCUCGCUCGCUCAAUCUCUCUCUCUCUCUCUCUCAUCGUAACCCUUGCUAUCAGCGAUUCAGCACGUGCACUUCCACUCCGUUCCGUAACGAUAGCACUCUCGCGUUCUGCGGAUUAUCGCGGACCAACGGACACCAAAAAGAAACUCUAUGCUUUUUCCACAAUUUUCCUCGCGACUCUAAUCGCCUUGUUCUUGGCGAUUAGAGUUGUAAGAACAGGAGUUUACCGGAAAUAUUCUUCGAUUCCAUUAUUUUUUUUCAAGAUUUUCGGAUUUAUUGUGAUAGUAUAUUCGUGUUGAUUAUUGGAUCCAGAUAAUUUCUUUGAGUGCAGAAGAUAAUUCUUUGAAAUUCUUAAAGUAAAAAGUCAGAUAAUUCAAAUAAGACUUCAAUUUCUUUAAUAAUUUCUUAUUUUAUCAUUUGUACCAACAAACAGUUCUUUUCUAGCCGUUACGUGAUUAUUAAUUUAUAAAUAUAGAGAUAAAUUUUAAACAAAUGCAAAUUUAAUAUUAUUGAAGUACAACGUAAAGACAAAUAAAAGUCAAACGCUAAUAUAGUGCAUAUAUUAACGAAAUCCGUACAAUAUUACAAAUAGAAACAGUUACAAAUAAAAAAACAUUUGCUUAAAAACAGACAACCUAUUAAUGUUAUACUUAAUAAUUUUGCAUUAAUAUACAUAUACUCGUAUACAUGCGGUUUAAUAUACAUUCGCAUUAAUAUGUUGUUGCAAUAAUUACAGUGUUUGACUUGUUGUUUAUAUUCUAUUAUUUUAUUGUCUCAAUAGUUCUUUAAUCAUCUAUUAUUUAAUAUUAUUCUCUGCUACAGAAGACAUUAUUCCAUGAUAUUCUAAUACUUUUACGUAAAAAUUACAAUUUAACAAUUAUAAAAUCUUUCAUAGGAUUGUGUGCAAAACUAUCACGUUUAAUGUAACAAUCACUCUGAUCACUUGAGCUAAACAAUUGAUUAAUAUAGCAAUCAUGUUUAUUAUUAUGACUAAUUAAUCGAGUUUCACGAAAUGUCAAUCCUGCCAUCUAAUCAAAUCAUAUUUAUAAUUUCCAUUGAUAAAGAUAGAAUCAAUUUCGUUCACUUUGGAAGCUUACUGUGUGAGUUUCUUCAUACUAAACUGUCGUACAUGUUGAAAGUAAUUGUACUUCCAACGGUUAUUGACCAACCAAUCUUGAACGAGUUCUUUUCUAGCUGUUUCAAGAUAAUUCUCUGAAUGAUAAUUUAACAUUUUUGUCAAAAAACGUGCGAGUUUUUCACUUAUAAUAAAAUAGUUAAAUAAGUAUCUUUUAGAUCGUGUUCUUUCUCUCUCUCUCUUUCGCAUUUUGAUAACCAUUUGUAUAUCAUCGAGACAGACCAUCGGCGAUCGCUUUAAGCGUACGUAUCGUUCAAUCGGUGUAUUUUAUGUGAAAAAUUAGGUGAAAAUCAGUGCACUCGAAAGAGCCGCAACAAGGAUGUGGCGAGAUCCUCCAGGUGGAGGGUACGAGAAACCCAUCUACGUCUUCGCUAUGCUGCUGCUAGCUACUAUCCUAGCAUUGACAACGGUUGUCUCGGCAGAAGAUGCGUCUAUGGGACCGGUGUUUGUCAAGGAACCGCCAAACCGGAUUGAUUUCUCAAACGGAACCGGCGCCGUUGUCGAAUGUCAGGCAAGAGGAAACCCACAACCGGAUAUCAUCUGGGUCCGUUCCGAUGGAACUGCUGUGGGAGAUGUUCCUGGAUUGAGACAGGUUUUGCCGAACGGAAAUUUGGUGUUCCCUCCUUUCCGUGCAGAAGAUUAUCGUCAAGAAGUUCAUGCUCAGGUCUACAGCUGUUUGGCACGUUCGCCUGCAGGCUCGGUACAUAGCCGUGAUGUCAACGUGAGAGCCGUCGUCACUCAGCCUUACAAUCCGGAGAUUUUGACCGAAUACGUUAUAAGGGGAAACAGCGCAAUAUUAAAAUGCAGUAUCCCGAGUUACAUCGCAGAAUUCGUUACUGUCGAGGCAUGGAUUCGCGAAGAUGGAGAGGUUUACCUUCCGGCGGAUCUUACGGUUGCGCAGGAUGGAAAAUACUUGGUGCUGCCAUCCGGAGAGCUACACAUCAGAGACGUCGGGCCCGAGGACGGAUACAAGACUUACCAAUGCCGCACGAAGCACAGACUCACUGGCGAAACUAGGCUCUCUGCAACCAAGGGUCGUCUCGUCAUUACUGAACCGGUUACCAGUACAAAACCAAAAUUUCCAAUGACAGAAAAUUCUCGCACUUUCACAACAUACACGGUGCAACGUGAGCAACCUCUAACUUUACCAUGUCCGGCUCAAGCAUUUCCAGUACCGAAUUACAGAUGGUACAAGUUCAUCGAGGGGACGUCGAGGCGUCAACCGGUCCAGCUGAAUGAGCGCGUACGUCAGGUCAGCGGUACUUUGAUCAUCCGUGAGGCCCGAGUCGAAGAUUCCGGUAAAUAUCUUUGCAUCGUCAAUAAUUCGGUCGGCGGCGAGAGUGUGGAGACCGUUUUGACUGUUACGGCGCCGCUGACCGCGGAGAUCGAACCAAGCACGCAGACUAUCGACUUUGGAAGACCAGCGACCUUCACUUGCACCGUCCAAGGCAAUCCUAUCAAAACCAUCUCUUGGCUCAAAGAUGGUAAACCUCUUGGAUUGGAAGAUCGCGUGCUAAGGAUUGAGAGUGUGAAGAAAGAAGACAAGGGAAUGUAUCAAUGCUUCGUAAGAAAUGAUCAGGAAAGCGCACAGGCAACAGCAGAAUUAAAACUUGGUGGAAGAUUUGAGCCGCCGCAGAUCCGUCAAGCUUUCGCCGAAGAGACUCUUCAGCCUGGACCGAGCAUGUUUUUGAAGUGCGUUGCCAGUGGAAAUCCCACUCCCGAAAUUACCUGGGAACUUGAUGGGAAACGGUUGUCGAACACCGAGAGACUGCAAGUGGGACAAUACGUCACGGUCAAUGGUGAUGUCGUGUCGCAUCUGAAUAUUUCGAGCAUUCAUACCAAUGAUGGUGGUCUCUACAAGUGCAUCGCUGCAUCAAAGGUUGGAGCUGCCGAACAUUCUGCCCGUCUCAAUGUUUACGGUUUGCCGUUUAUUCGUCACAUGGACAAGAAGGCAAUCGUUGCCGGGGAAACUCUGCGCGUCACUUGCCCUGUUGCUGGAUAUCCAAUCGAGAGCAUCGUCUGGGAACGAGACACCAGGGUCUUGCCGAUCAACAGGAAGCAAAAGGUCUUCCCUAAUGGCACACUUAUCAUCGAGAAUGUUGAACGUAUGAGCGACCAAGCAACCUACACUUGCGUGGCACGCAACGCACAGGGUUACAGUGCGCGUGGAACAUUGGAAGUUCAAGUCAUGGUCGCACCGCAACUAUCGUCUUUCACCUUCGGUGACGAAGCUGCCAAUGCGGGAGAGAUGGCGACAGUACAAUGCGCCGUGAUAAAAGGCGACCUGCCUAUCGACAUAAUCUGGUCGUUUAACGGGCGUGUGAUCGACAUCGCGAAUGGCGCAUUCGAUGAACACAAUUACGACAAUCCCGAUAUAGUGAUAAGCAGGAGUAGCAAACGGAUCAGCCAACUGACGAUCGAAUCGGUAGCCGCAAGACACGCGGGCGAAUACUCGUGCACUGCGAGCAACACAGCCGGAACCACUACCCACUCUUCGGUUCUUUCGGUGAACGUACCCCCUCGUUGGAUUCUGGAACCUACCGAUAAAGCAUUUGCUCAAGGAUCCGAUGCACGAGUGGAAUGCAAAGCCGAUGGAUUCCCCAAGCCUCAGGUCACAUGGAAACGAGCUGCUGGGGAUACACCGGGAGACUACACUGACUUAAAAUUGAGCAAUCCUGACAUUAGCGUGGAGGAUGGCACUCUCUCCAUUAACAACAUACAAAAGACUAAUGAAGGCUAUUAUCUUUGCGAGGCUGUUAACGGAAUUGGAUCAGGCUUAUCAGCUGUCAUUCUCAUUUCUGUUCAAGCUCCUCCGCAAUUUGAAAUUAAACUACGAAAUCAAACCGCUCGUCGUGGAGAACCAGCUGUAUUGCAAUGCGAGGCACAAGGAGAGAAACCAAUUGGCAUUUUAUGGAACAUGAACAACAAGAGAUUGGAUACAAAGAGCGAUCCUCGUUACACUAUUCGCGAAGAAAUCUUGGCCAAUGGAGUAUUGUCAGACCUGAGUAUCAAACGAACCGAAAGGAGUGAUUCUGCCCUAUUUACUUGCGUAGCCACGAAUGCCUUUGGUAGUGACGACACUAGCAUUAACAUGAUCGUACAAGAGGUGCCGGAAGUUCCAUAUGGUCUCAAAGUAUUGGAUAAAUCAGGACGUUCGGUGCAAUUAUCGUGGGCCGCACCUUAUGACGGAAACAGCCCAAUCAAACGAUACGUUAUCGAGUACAAGAUCAGUAAAGGUUCUUGGGAAACUGAUAUUGACCGAGUGCUUGUACCAGGCUCGCAACAGAAUGUAGCUGGAGUAUUCAAUCUGAGACCCGCGACCACGUAUCAUCUUCGAAUCGUCGCCGAGAACGAAAUUGGCAUAUCUGAUCCAUCUGACACGGUCACUAUUAUUACCGCCGAGGAAGCACCUACUGGUCCGCCAACCUCCGUCAAAGUAGAUCCUCUCGAUCAGCAUACGCUCAAGGUAACAUGGAAACCACCUCCGCGCGAGGACUGGAACGGCGAGAUUCUCGGCUACUACGUUGGAUACAGACAGUCGUCGGACAAACCGUACAUGUUUGAGACCGUCGAUUUCUCCAAAGAGGACAUAAAGGAGCAUCACUUGCAGAUAGCAAACCUCAAAACCUACACUCAGUAUGGUGUGGUCGUUCAGGCAUUCAACAAGGUCGGUUCCGGACCAAUGAGCGAGGAACGCAGGCAGCACACUGCAGAAGGCGUACCCGAGCAACCACCCCACGACACUACCUGCACGACUCUCACCUCUCAGACUAUCAGAGUGUCCUGGGUGUCACCGCCACUCAGCGCGGCCAAUGGUGUCAUCACCGGCUAUAAAGUCAUCUAUGGACCGUCCGACACGUGGUACGAUGAGAAUACGAAGGACAUUAAAAUCACGUCUUCCAGCGAGACCAUCUUGCACGGACUCAAGAAAUAUACAAACUACAGCAUGCAGGUUCUGGCUUUCACAUCCGGUGGAGACGGCGUUAAAUCCGCACCGAUUCACUGCCAAACUGAGCAAGAUGUACCUGAAGCUCCCAUCGCUAUCAAAGCUCUAGUCAUGUCUUCAGAAUCCAUUUUGAUCUCAUGGCGUCCGCCCAGCCAGCCUAACGGAGUUAUUUCUCAUUACACCGUUUAUACGAAAGCGGACAACGCAGAGGAGCCAACCAGCCAGAAAGUACCACCGAAUCAAUUAACUCACGAAGCUUCUGGAUUAGAUAAACAACUUAGAUAUGAAUUCUGGGUGACUGCUAGUACGAAUAUUGGCGAAGGUCAAGCUUCCAAGAUUGUGACUUUAGGACCAAGUGUUCGAGUCCCGGCCAAGAUCGCAUCGUUCGAUGACAAGUUUACCGCGACAUACAAAGAGGACGUCAAGCUACCGUGUCUCACCGUCGGCGUACCCGCACCGGAAGUAACAUGGAAGGUACGAGGCGCUACACUUCAACCGAGCGACCGAUUAAGACAAUUACCCGAAGGAUCGUUAUUCAUCAAAGAAGUCGACCGCGCGGACGCUGGAGAAUAUUCUUGUUACGUGGAAAACUCCUUCGGACAUGACACCGUGACUCAUCAGUUAGUCGUACAUGCUCCUCCGCACUCCCCGCAGGUCACCCUUACAGCUACCACUACCAACUCUUUGACGAUGAAGUUACGUCCUCAUCCCACCGAUAACGCACCGAUUCAUGGUUACACGAUUCACUAUAAACCCGAGUUCGGUGAUUGGGAGACCGUUCAGAUUAGCUCCACGGCACAGAAAUAUACUCUCGAAAAUCUGUGGUGCGGUUCUCGAUAUCAGAUCUACGUCACAGCUUACAACGGCAUUGGAAUCGGCGAUCCUUCGGAUAUCCUAAACACGCGCACAAAGGGAUCUAAACCGAUCAUUCCUGAAGCAGCGAGAUUCAUCGAAGUAUCCACAAAUAGUAUUACUCUACACUUGAGUACCUGGUCAGAUGGUGGCUGCCCCAUGUUGUAUUUCGUUGUUGAACACAAGAAGAAACUGCAACAGGAAUGGAAUCAGGUUUCGAACAACGUCAAGCCGGGUGGUAACUUCGUAGUGUUGGACCUGGAUCCCGCUAGUUGGUACCAUUUGCGUGUCACGGCUCAUAAUAAUGCCGGUUUCGCUGUAGCCGAGUACGAAUUCGCGACUUUGACAGUGACUGGCGGCACGAUCGCACCUCCUGUACGUAAUGGUGGUAAUGACAACACCGCGGACGUGAGACGAUACUUCCCGUGGUUACCCAGCUGGCUCGAUGUAAAUGUGGUGGUGCCGGUCGGUGCAACGGUCGUUGUCAUAAUAGUAGGAAUAGUUGUCAUUUGCGUGGCACUCUCGAGAAGAACUCGAGGCCCGGAGCAAACGCGGCUGCGAGGUAUCUCUUCAGCCGACGAGAAAUAUUACGAGGGACAAUAUGACGUAGUCUACCAGCAAACCGGAGUUGGCGGCGCUACCCUGGACAAACGUAGAUCCGAUCUUCGGGACGAAUUGGGAUACAUCGCGCCACCGAAUCGCAAGCUUCCACCCGUACCCGGUUCAAACUAUAACACCUGCGAUCGUAUCAAGCGAGGUACAGUUAUAAGUGGAACUGGCUCGAUAAGGAGUCAUUCGACGUGGGAUCCGAGGCGGCACAUGUAUGAGGAAUUGAGUCACUACCCACCGAACAGAAGAUGCCCACCGCCACCACGUAUGGGCAGCGCGGACGGUCUUUCGCACAGAGGUAUGGAAGAUGAGAUUUGCCCGUACGCUACCUUCCAUCUAUUGGGAUUCCGCGAGGAAAUGGAUCCGAGCAAAGCUAUGCAAUUCCAGACUUUCCCCCAUCCAGGAAACGGCCACUCUGGCACUAUGGGACCACCCGUAGGACAUCCAACUAACGCUUCUGCUCACAGUCGUUCAGGAUCUCAGUCUAUGCCACGUCAAAAUGGUCGCUACUCCCGAGUGCCAUCCCAAGGAGGCGGCAGCGGUACGCACAAUGUCUUUUCACCCGAAUACGACGACCCAGCUAACUGCGCUCCCGAGGAAGACCAGUACGGAUCUCAGUACGGACAGUACGGCGCACCUUACGAUCACUACGGAUCACGUGGAUCGGUCGGACGUCGUAGCGUUGGCUCGGCUCGUAACCUUCCCAUCUCUGGUUCGCCGGAACCGCCUCCACCACCGCCGAGGAACCACCAGGAUCAGAACAACUCCAGCUUCAACGACAGCAAGGAGAGCAAUGAGAUCAGCGAGGCCGAGUGUGAUCGCGAUCAGCUUGUCAACCGCAACUACGGCGUGAAUGCUCGCGGCAAGGACGGCAUGACUACCGAGGAGAUGCGUAAACUCAUAGAGAGGAAGCCAAACGAAGCUACCGCCCGGCAAACCGGCGGCCCCCACGGCGGUCACGGGGGACUCCUCACACCCUACGAUACUGUGGCAGUGUAAUCUGUAAAUCGUCAUCUUCCGUGAUCUUCCGCCUCUCUCGAUAGCCGGCGGCCGCGAGGAAAGCAGAUCCGAGAGACGCGGAAAUGAAGCGCACGCCAACUCUUCCCCCGGUGCUGUCGUCGGUCCAAUUUGCAACGAUUUACGAUAGAAAUUAGAGACGUCGUCGCGAGUAGAUAGAUUCGAUUUAUCGUAUAAGGUGUACGCGUAUUGAUAUCAUCUCGAGAACGUGAUUACGGAUGAGGAUCUUGGAAAGCCCGCCUCGCGAAAUGGGACCGCCUCCUUCGCCCUCGCGACCAUAUCACGCGAUUGUCCUAUUUCUCUUUAUCUUUCGCUCUCUUCGGCCUUUCCUUGUACUUACUCAAGUACGUUCGUUUGCAUUUGAUCCCGAGAGAAAGCCCAACUUUGAAACUGCCUUGCUUUUGAUCAAGUUUUUUGAAUCGAUUCAGUCAAUCGAUUAUCGGAAAGGCCAAACUUAAGACUGUCUGUAUCUACUGCCCUUACCGCGAAGGAGGCACAGCGAUUCGCGAGGUCAGCCAUGCUUCGUUCGUAAUAACUUUGAGACGAGUCCUGGAACUCCUCGCGCACACGUUCGACUACAUCGUCUGAAACUUUUCUCUUUUUACACCGACUGAAAGUGACUUGCGUUUUGAUACGUGUCUUCCUCGAUGAUGCGCGUUCGGACUCGACUCGAGAGUUGUGAAGAUACUUGACUACGACGCAAACUUAUUAAUCAACUAUCCAUCUUUGCACGCGAUGAAACAUCUUGAUUAUCGAAAGGGAAUUCAAAUCGUCGAACGUGCACGCAGGAUUCGAGGCUCGAGAGACUGCCGCGAAAGAGACUGUCCUGUAGGAAAGCGAACACAGUCGUCGUGUUCGCGGACGCUCAGCUGCGGCAGAGACGCGACCCGCGAUGGUGCUCUCGGCGACGGUGGAUUUAACGGGGGUCUUCUGAUAUAUACACACAUACACGCAUAUAUAUCCGGGAUAUGAUCCUAGGUUACAUUCGUCGCAGGAGUUGCGUAAUAAUGGGGGAAAAAAAAAGAAGAAAAUACGACAUAAAUGCGUAUACAUGAGAUUAGUUGGUCGCUUUUUAAGUCAUGGUUGUGCCACACUGCCGCUCCCUGCGGGCGUACGAUAUAUAGAUACAUACGUACACAUAUACUAUAUACAUAUACUGUACGAUUUAUAAUUUCGUAACGAAGGUUGUGUCCCCAACCCCCCCUCGCCCCCUAUCCCCCUUGGCGAUCGGUAAUCUUGAGUCUCGACGUCGCGGAGAGCAAGGUUUAUAGGGUACGUCGUCGCUUUUUCGUCUUUCGUCGCCAUCGUCGUCAUCGUCGUCGUCCUUCUAGCGAUCUAGUUUAGGGGCGAUCGAUUCGAGAUAUAUUCCCAUCGCUCGCUCGAAAGGGGAGAGAGACAAGUCCCGUACACACGAAAACACCGAUCGACUGUCCGUAGGAAGAACAACGCGGCAAGCCAUCGGAGGGAACGCUUCGAUAUAUUCUACACGGCAGGCCAGCCACACAUUUACAAUACAUACGAUACAUAUAACAUCAUCGUCACGCGCGCUGGAGCGUGCACGCAAUAUACGCCACACUUACACACUUGCUGUCGUCCUAUAUGAUAUAGAUAUUUAGUCCGCUGUAAACACCUAAUUAUCCCCCCGUGCUAAUCUUCUACGAUCGAUCUGCGACGUACCGUACGUAAAGAUUCACUGACAUCGCGACGAUGAUCGUUACAGGUGUAAGCGAUUCGAGUAAUAAAAGAAAGCUGGUUUAACGUAGAUAGCUCGUAAGUCGGACGGAUGGUCGCGAGAAGGCGUCGUUGGAUCCUCGCGACGAGGCGAGAUGUCGGGAUCUGGUUAAUGGAACGUACAUCUUAGUUUUAUCAAAGAUAUCUGGUCUGUCUUUCUGUCGUCCGCGAUUGGACGACUGAUCCUACGAGCUGGUCCGACGAAUGAACGAACGAAGCGGAUGCUUCCCGAGCUUGUUCGCCAGCCCGACGUCGCGCGGCGCCGCGGCCACGACGCCCCGUCUCAUAGUUCGUUUUUAUCACGAUACUAUUUCUAGAUAUAUACAUACAAAUAUAAAUAUAUAUUAUAUAUUAUAUAUACACUAACUAUAUAUACAUACGUUGUAAGUAGCUAUUUCUAGGUGUCGCAUUUGUUUGCCGAGGCGUUGCGCGAGCCGGCUGCCAGUUGGGCGACCGGGCUAAGAAGCACUCCCGCGAGAGAAACGACUGAUCGAGAAACGACUGAUCGCACGCGGAUUGCAGCACAUGUACACACACACCAAUCGUGUCUUCGCGUAUUUAACUCGGAAUCGCGUUGGAUAAGACCCAUAUCUUGCGAGCUAAGUGUUACCAUCGACUCAAUUCAUCUACUUAUUAAAUUGAUCGAGAACGAAAGAUAUUUCGAAAGUUAUUUGAUAUUAAUAUUCUACCACACACUUUCAUUCAUUCGAGCCGCAAUUAGUAUGGCCUAAAUUGCUACUGCCAUCGCUUGUUGUUGUACUCAGGUGACUGGAAUUAAAGUUAAAAAAAAAAGAAAAGAAAAGAAUACGCACAUUCGGGCCAUCGAGAGAAUUUCCGAGAUGCUCGAGAAGAGUUUCAAGGGUGCUUCGUACAUUCGAGUCGCUUCUGCCCUCGCAGAGGAAUUCCUACCCUCUGCCACUCUCGAAACUGGCUGCGCGGCUCGACUCGCCAACGCACUUUUACUCAUCAAUGUGAUUUUAAAAGGCUGCGCAAAAAGCCUUCGUGUCUCGUGUAUAUGUUACGAUCGCGCUCUUACCGUAAUUUAACGUAGCCAUAUCUCGUUCCCCCUCCCCCUCCCCCCCAAGUCACCCUUUACGACUUAAAGUAUCAUGUUCUACUCACGUAAUUCGCCCCUCCCCCUCCCCCAUCCCUUUUCCCUAAAAGUGAAAAACAUUGUCGCUUCGAAUCGCUUCCGAAUCUAACCAGAGCUAAUACGGCACAGGCCGCUAAUGAUAACGAUGAUAAUGAUAUUAAUGCAUUCGUAAUAAUAUAGUAAUAAUAUGAUCACGUCCGCGCGCUACCUUGGUCGCGGUUUAUCUUUUGUCUUUAAGGGAAGUGGACGUCCGCGACGUCGCACAGGUGAUAAACGUUUUUAUGUUAUGAGCGGCCCGGGAUGGCCGGCAAAAGGGGCUUAUGAACGAAGAGGCACUUAGCGACAAUCAGUUCAAAUCGAAUUUCGGCUAAAUAUUAAAUGUUUCUCGCAGCUGAAACGUUGGUAACGAGUAAUACGAAGACUGACACAUUUUACGUCCACUUUUGCUUGUUCACCUCUCUCGUUCUUCGCGGUUGCUUUGUCCUCACAGUAGCAUCCAGGUAAGAUCGAUAUCAUUUGCCACUCACAGUACCCCUGUUGCCAGACAUCCCACGAGCCCAUCGUUCGCUCGUCGCGCUUCUCGUGAUCAACGUUAUACUGCGAAAUUCUUUGCAAGACUCGACGUUACUUUUUUUUGAGAGACGCCGCGAAGCGUGUCGCUCGCUUGUGUAUGCUUGAUUGAUAAUAUGCGUUGAAAGCAUUUGGCUGUUCUUUUCGUACGACGGCGAACGCGGUUCUUCGAGGAGCUCGUAAGUCUCCCUCUCCUUCUCGCCUUUCCCUUCUAUCGCGUCGCUUGUCAAACUCGAAGCGUUUCCUUCGCAUCCUUUUAACGAUCCCUGCGCAUGUGCGAAAGAAUCGCGAGAACGCGAUAUAUCUCAUUUAAUAAAUGGAAAAGUAAAGAGAGAAAAGAGAGAGAAAGAAAACGCGUAUUCAACAUUCUUCGCACUCGAGGAGACUCGAGGAUCCGCUCGCAGUGUACCGUUUCCUCUGAACGCCACUACUUUAUGUUUUUGUACCAAAGUUGUAGCGUCUAACUUUGCGUUGAAUAAAUAAACCUUAAAACGGU
Messenger RNA from Solenopsis invicta (red fire ant), 12451 nucleotides. It is a transcript of the gene Dscam1, whose product is annotated as Down syndrome cell adhesion molecule-like protein Dscam2. Bases 2457 to 8543 code for a protein of 2028 amino acids. Gene Ontology annotation, molecular function: cell-cell adhesion mediator activity. The record is from RefSeq and is a predicted model, not a curated record. Gene Ontology annotation, cellular component: plasma membrane; axon. The transcript has 29 exons. Gene Ontology annotation, biological process: dendrite self-avoidance; homophilic cell-cell adhesion; axon guidance. Lineage: Eukaryota; Metazoa; Arthropoda; Insecta; Hymenoptera; Formicidae.